Seriola aureovittata is the source of this 2706-nucleotide messenger RNA. RefSeq lists its product as uncharacterized. Gene Ontology annotation, cellular component: nucleus. Gene Ontology annotation, molecular function: POU domain binding; DNA binding. The transcript is spliced from 11 exons. The record is from RefSeq and is a predicted model, not a curated record. The coding region runs from base 116 to 1447 and encodes 443 amino acids. NCBI's taxonomy places the organism in Eukaryota, Metazoa, Chordata, Actinopteri, Carangiformes, Carangidae. Gene Ontology annotation, biological process: regulation of gene expression.
GCCACAGGAAGUCAGUCUUUUAUUUUGAACUCUCAGUUACUGGAAGCGUGAGGUUUACAACUCUCACUCCUUCACAGUUCAUGUUAACAUUUGCUUUUCCGGCAGUUGUACAAAAAUGAGAGGGAGAUACAAAAGAAGGGACCCGAAGGGAAGAAGCGACGAGACGACGGACGGCGCUGGGCUCUCUCCUCUCCCGGGACAAACCGCGGCGGGUUCAGCCGAACCUGACGCACCUCCUCCGGGCUGCAGGGUCCAGGAUCUGUCCGGCGGCGGCGGCGGUAAAAAAGGUGCACACUGUUCCCUCUACGGCGGUGACAAGGUUUACCUCGGAGUCCGAGUCAAAAUGCCCGUGAGGGAUCUACUUAGGAACGUCCGCCUCGCCCGAGGCUGGGAACCGCAAGACUCUCAGGAGACAUGCAGCAAAAGAGUCAAAGGGGACAAGAAACGAGUCAAAACUCGCUCAGGAUGCCGAACGACCAAAAUAAAAUGCCCCACCAAAAGCCUGGAGGAGCUGGCAAUCAUCGUGGAGGUGCUGGAGGAGGAUCUCAGGACCGGCAACACCUACCGCUCCUCGUCCCAAACUCUGUCCUCCUUUGACCCUCCAGUGUCCCCUGAGUGGUCUCCAACUGGCUACAACAGCGAAGAGUCAGAUGAAAUGAUCCCCAGCCCCCGGUCCUACAUGAGCUACUCCCCCGGCACAGCUGAGUACUACAAGGCCCCGUCGCCUCCUGUCUUCAUGCACGCCGGCCUUCAGCCUCCCGGCGCUGCGAGCGUGGGGCGAGACGACAGAAGAGGGGAGGAGUGGUUCGAUCCCAUGAACCACGACUGGAGCCUGAACAGCUCGGCGUUCUUCUGGACUCAGCUGCAGAAGGAGGAGAGUCAGCUGAGGGACGUCUCUGACGCAGUGCUGCUCGCCACCGACGAACACGGCAGAACAGCUCUCCAUAAAGUGGCGUGCGUUGGAAAGAGGGCGCUGGGCUACGCCAUCGCCAAAAGGAUGGCCGCACUCAACAGCCUGGACCGGAAAGACUCUGAUGGAAUGACCGCCCUCCUGCACGCAGCCAAUCACAAUCAUCACCUCAUGGUGGCAGAUCUGAUCCGAUUGGGCGCCAACGUCAAUGAGACGAACAACUCGGGAAAGUCCUGCCUCCACCUCAGCGCUGAGAAAGGCUACAUCCGAGUCCUGGAGGUUCUUAAACACACGAUGACGGACGGUGUGUAUGUUGACGUGGAAGCCACUGAUAACUGUGGAAUGAGCGUCCUGCAGUGUGCGUCCGUGGCCCUGAAGGCCACAGUCUGUGAGCUGGAGAACAGCAAAUCCCCCGAUCACACCAGGCUGCACACGCUGCGGCAGGAGCAGAUGAUGGAGACCCUGGAGUGUCUGCUGCACAUGGGCAGCUACCUUCAUACCAUGGGAAGCCGGAGCUUGCGACCUACAGUGGUCUGACGCCCCGGCUCGUCCGCCCGGCAGGGCGUUUUGGAGACCCAACAGUAAUGUUCUGAGUUGGUUCAGGCUUGAAUUCGUCACAGAGAGACCAUAGUUAACGGGGUUGUUUUCUCUCUUAAGGAUGAGUUCAGGCCUGUUAUGUAAAGCAUCUGAUGUUUUGUGUGUGGUAAAAAUGCCUGACUUGCAAUCAGGUGUUUAUCGUAACCUGCACAGAAACAUCCGAUGCCCAUUAGCUGGUUUCUGUGAGACUUCCAUUGUUUGUUACGUUGGAGUAACAAGUUGUCCUCAUUCAGUGUCUGUGGAGAUCCAGAUGUAAAAUCCUGUGAGAAUAUUUUAGAAACAGUUGCUGUUUAUUGUCCAGGUUUUUGUCCAGACCUGGACAAUAAAUAUGUGAAUAAAGAUUAUUCUUUUGUCUGAGAUUCAGAGCCAUAGAUUUUACAUAUUGGAUCUUUUGUACUAGAGGACAUGAAAAGUUUUAGUAAGUCUUGUAUGGUGAUGGGUUGUAAUUAUGGUUUCAUUUCACUGCCUUCACAUGAAUGCCCUUUUUAAAAACACAGCUUUUAACCAGUCACGUUCCGGGAGGUUUUGGGUUUUGUUUGGUUUUUUUAUGUUUAGCUAGCUUAGCUCGAACACCGGAGGCAGGAGGACGAGUGAAGGGCAAAGACGCUUUCCAGCGUAUCAUCUGUGUUUGAUACGCAACAAAACAUUGUGAUUUGCAAUUAGCUUGUCGAAAUCCUGAAGCUUUAGUCAAUUUCCUGGAUAAUUAUCAACAACAUGUAAACAGACAGUUUCCCUCCUGCCUGUAGUCUUUGUGCUAAGCUAGGCCAAGCAUGUCCUGAGUCUCUGAACACAGAGAUUAAAACUGAUAAUAACCUUCUAAACUAACUUGUCAAAACAGCAGAUAUUGAUAUUAUUUUUUUAUGUCAGUGUAUUCCUUUAUAACUAUGAUACAAUCAUCCUUUUAAAGGCUUAAAAUAUUAGUCGUACUCUGAGCAAAAAACAUUGUGACGUUCUCGUGCCACCGUGUUCACUGUGGUGUCUGUUUCUGAGAUGCUCCGACUCGAGUCAGCUGUUCACUCCCUCCCUUCAUCUGUGAGUGGUCGAAACGUUUUGGCUCAUCGUGUGUUUGUUAUUGUUUAAGCCAUUUAUCAGGUGUGUGAUGUGCCUCAGAUCAGUUGAAGCCAUAUGAUCUAUUCAGUCUGAUAAUCUAAUUUACUUUAAAGUGUAUCCUGCUUAAAGUCGUGUUGUUGUUGUUGUUU